Messenger RNA from Selaginella moellendorffii, 1217 nucleotides. Its product is annotated as ATP-dependent Clp protease proteolytic subunit 3, chloroplastic. The record is from RefSeq and is a predicted model, not a curated record. Bases 36 to 935 code for a protein of 299 amino acids. Lineage: Eukaryota; Viridiplantae; Streptophyta; Lycopodiopsida; Selaginellales; Selaginellaceae. The transcript is spliced from 6 exons. Gene Ontology annotation, cellular component: endopeptidase Clp complex. Gene Ontology annotation, biological process: protein quality control for misfolded or incompletely synthesized proteins. Gene Ontology annotation, molecular function: ATP-dependent peptidase activity; ATPase binding; serine-type endopeptidase activity.
GGGUUUAGGGCUCUCGCCUCUAGAGCAGAGGAGUUAUGGCGACCUCGGCUUGGACGAUGCCGCAUUCUUCGUCCUCGUCGCUGCGAUGCGUUGUCGAUGGCCUCCAUCCCAAGAACAAGGUACAUAGAUUAGGCGCUGCUCGCGGGAGGAGCUUAGUUUUGGCGAGAGCGCGAGAAGAGAGACGAGGGCUUCUCUGUGAGCAGUGGGGUGUUGGAAGCUCUGGCCGUGAGUCGAGGCCGUCGGAGGCUGGAUCGCUCCUCUUGGAGCCCGCGGGAGUGUUGCUCCAGCAGCGCAUUGUGUUCCUCGGAUCGCAGGUGGAUGAUGUUUCUGCCGAUCUUAUCAUCAGCCAGUUGCUCCUUCUCGACGCUAAAGAUCCAACCAAGGAUAUCAAAAUGUUUAUCAACUCGCCCGGUGGCUCAGUUUCAGCUGGGAUGGGAAUUUAUGAUGCUAUGAAGCUCUGCCGUGCGGACGUCUCAACUAUUUGUUUCGGGCUAGCAGCGUCGAUGGGGGCUUUUCUGCUGGCUUCUGGAACAAAAGGAAAGAGAUAUUGCAUGCCAAAUGCUCGUGUCAUGAUCCAUCAACCACUGGGAGGUGCCGGCGGUGUGGCAAUCGACGUUGGGAUACAAGUGAGAGAGAUGAUGUACCACAAAGCAAAGCUCAACAAAAUCCUGUCUCGCCUAACUGGAAAGUCUGAAGAGCAGAUUGAAGCUGAUACGGACAGAGACUACUUCAUGAAUGCGUGGGAAGCAGUCGACUACGGCCUGGUGGAUGGUGUUAUUGACGACGGAAAGCCGGGGCUUGUAGCACCAAUUGGCGAAGCAAAAGAGCCUCCAAAGACUCGAGUGUCUGACUUCUGGACUAUAAAGGAUGGCAAAAAGAACAGGCCUUCAGAGGACACACAAGCGGCUUCCGAGAAAGAGAAAGCGGCUGUCUAGUCUAAGCUCGACGAAGGUAGGGGCGCUGGAAAGACCGUAAAGGACAUCACCGUCUUCCAAGUUAAUGGCCGUAUGACAGCGUCACAUGGUCCUUGAAGCAUCUAAUUAAUUUUAAAAGCUGACGCUCUUAAUUUUUGUACUAUCGCUGGUAUAGACGACGACGAGCUCAUUCCACUGUCGAGGAAAGGGUGUUGGGAUUGGGAGAGAUACCAAUCCGUCCCGCGAGUGAUCCUCUAAUAAGUCAAUCCUCGGCUCUUCAAUGUGAUGUAUUCUAUUUCUUCA